Penicillium macrosclerotiorum is the source of this 2298-nucleotide messenger RNA. Its product is annotated as Zn(II)2Cys6 transcription factor. The record is from RefSeq and is a predicted model, not a curated record. Lineage: Eukaryota; Fungi; Ascomycota; Eurotiomycetes; Eurotiales; Aspergillaceae. The transcript is spliced from 3 exons. Gene Ontology annotation, biological process: DNA-templated transcription; positive regulation of transcription by RNA polymerase II. Gene Ontology annotation, molecular function: zinc ion binding; sequence-specific DNA binding; DNA-binding transcription factor activity, RNA polymerase II-specific. Bases 1 to 2298 code for a protein of 765 amino acids. Gene Ontology annotation, cellular component: nucleus.
AUGACGACUGCUACUAGCGGGGCCUGGCCAGCCACGCAAGGGCCUACUGGGUCUGGAAUGCUCGAAGAUCCCGCCCACGAGGCGGAAUCCCGCAAAAGAAAAGCCUCCGGGUCCGUGUCAAGUAAGAAUGGCCGCCGUCAGAAAAUUACGAGAGCUUGUGACUUGUGCAAGGUCAAAAAGACCAGGUGUACGGGCACUCUCCCGUGCACGAGGUGCACGCGGCUGUCGCUUCCAUGCAGAUACAAUGCAGCAUACUCCAGAGGCCUGCCACCGGACCCGCUACCUGCAUCUCCCGCUCCCGACCUUUCUACUUCUGCGGCGACACUUGCAUCGACGAGGACAGGCCGUCGGGAUUCUAGGCCUAGUCAUUGGUCCAGUGGCUCCUCUGGUGGCAGCACAGCCAUUCAAAGGGCCAGCAACGCGGCCAGCAGCCAUCAUGUGGACUCAAGCCAACAGCAUCAGACAACGUUCUUGCGAAACUCUCCCGAGCCCGGGUCGACGGAUUUUGAGGGCAACUACAUCGGCCCUGCUUCGGGGGUCUCAUUCAUCAAUCGUGUUUGGAGCAGAUUGCACCAAGACGAACGAGCGCACAUUCCCGAUAUGUUCAAGGAUGAGUCCUCGACUAAUACCGCCGUCUUCAUGUUUGGCGAUAAGCCCUACAGUCAUGACCAAGAGGUUGACUUUGUCUUGCCGCCCUUUGACAAAGCAAUGGAGUUGAUCGCUAUUUACUUUGACUUCUCGAUGGUGACAUAUCGCUUUUUGCAUCGAGGCAGUGUGGAGAACUGGGUUAGACAAGUCUAUGCGAACAAUAUCUCCGUAGCAAAUCUCCCCGUAGGCAACCUGGUUGCCAGAACAGCCAUUGUCCUUAUGAUUUUUGCCGUCGGCACUAUCCACCAAAGUGUCCAGCCCAGGGAUGGUCCGACGGAAAAUGAGCGCUGGUAUGCGGCAUCCAAGUACAUGUCAUCCUUGGAGUCGGGUCCUCCACGUCUGGAGACUAUCCAGGCCCGAUUGAUACAAUGUCUUUUUCUUCUCUCUUCCUCUCGGGCUAAUGAAUGUUGGUAUUCUUUUGGUACCGCCUUGCAAGUUGUCACGGCCCUGGGCUUACACCGGAAAUGUCCAGUUAAUCUAUCAAAAAAUGGGUGUUCAUAUUUCGAGCUGGAAAUGCGAAAGCGGAUCUUUUGGAGCGUAUAUACGUUGGACAAAUACCUCAGCAUUAUAUUCGGGCGGCCUCGACUUCUCCAUGAUGAAGAUAUCGAUCAGGAACUUCCUGACGAAAUGAACGACAAUGAUCUUCUAGAAGAUGACCCUGCAAGACGGACAGGUUCCACAGACAGCAUGAUGAUUGCCUCUGUCCUCCAUUACCGGCUCGGUCGCAUACUAGGAGAGAUAUCCCGGCAGCUCUAUAGCAUCAAUCCCCUUUCCCGAGACUCGCCCCUUGAAACUGCUGUCCGUCUUACCUCCGAGCUAGAGCGAUGGAAGGAAAGUGUGCCACCUCUCUUCAAUAGCGUCAGGCCUUCUAGUCUAAUCCCACCACUCUGUCGGCAAAGCCAGGUCCUCCAACUCGCCUACUCCCACGCCAUGAUACAUGUGACCCGCUCAUUUCUUCUAAACGACUUCACCGACCUGAGCCGCAGACCAAGAGACCCCCGCCCGAUGAUAAGCACCCAUAUACACAAGUGUAUUUCUGCCGCAGAAGAUAUCAUGACUCUGGUUGAUGAUUUGGCGCAGCAAAAAAUCUUUAUCCAGUCCUUCUGGUUCACACAUUACGUGACCUUUUGUGCCAUUCUAGUUGUUUAUAUUCAUAUUAUCCAACAACACCGUCAGUCAACUGCACCGAGCCCUUCUGCAGGAAGUCCCGCGGAUGUCAACAAGUUACACCUUCUAUUUUCUCUUGCAGAAACCUGCCAACAACACCUUGCUGAGGCGACGCGGAAGAAUUGCCCUAGUCGCAGAUAUAGCAUCAUCCUCGAAGAAUUGAGAAAGGAGGUCCAUAGACACAUUGGCGCGGCUGAUUCCGCCAGUGCAACUCUGGCACCCGUCAUGCGCGAUGAUAAUAACGAUACAAUAGAUAGACCAGCAACACCUGAUGUAGUUGGGGAGACGGUUCCUUUUGAUAUAGAGAACAUGAACUUCGCACCUAUGCCCAGUAUUCUGGGACGCGUAGAGCUGGGAACAUCCAUCGCUACUAUGGAGGAUACGGGACUGCUUGAAAGUCUUGAGGGCUCGAUUUGGUGGGCUCAACUUGACUCGUGGGCCCUGUCCAGCUUUCCUAAUGAUCCCUCGACAUUUGAUUUCUAG